Molecule: messenger RNA, 1577 nt
Organism: Amaranthus tricolor (Joseph's coat)
Lineage: Eukaryota; Viridiplantae; Streptophyta; Magnoliopsida; Caryophyllales; Amaranthaceae
Product: hydrophobic protein LTI6A
Exons: 3
Coding region: 1122-1292 (56 amino acids)
Cellular component (GO): membrane
Source: RefSeq, a predicted model, not a curated record
CUUGAAAAUAUAAGAUACUCUAUUAUAUUUUAUUAUUUUAAUUUUAUUCUUUCUUAGAAACUUAAUAUAAUUACUUUUUUUUUUAUGAAUAAUAUAAUUACGUAAAAUAUUAAUUAUUUUCAAUUUUCAUGCUAAAUUCUUUUAAAAAACUAAAAACAAUUGAUAAUAAAUAGAAAUUUAUUGAUUUUUAUAUACAACCCUUACGGUCCCCGUUUGGUAGGUGGUAAUAGAUGGUGGUAAUGAGAAUGAAAAACUAGUGUAGUUUUAGUUGAAAAAUCUCUUUGCUACCUUGAUGGCCAUGUUUGUCCAACUUCAAUCAUCUCAUUUUGUUCAUAAAAUUCAUUAUAAUGCAUUACCAUUGAGAGAUGUGGUAUUAGGUAGUAAUGAAAAUUUGUAAACAAAAAAACUUUUUUGUGAUCAAAGUUUCAUUACCAUGGGAAUGAUAUUGAACUUUUGUUGAAAUUUUACACUAUGAAUCAUUUUCAUUACCACCAUUUAAAACCACCUACCAAACGGACUGUUAGGGUUAUAAAUAUCAAUAUCCAUAAUAUAAAAUGAGAAAUACGACAAAUGAAAAAAAUAAUAAAAAAAUCAAUAAUUAUUUCUUCUAUAUAGGGUCAAAUCACCAAUUAACAUUUUUUAUUUUUAUCAUAAUACUUCAUUAAAUUUCUAACUUUGUCUAAACUUCACAUGACUUUUCAUCUCAUCCAAUAAAAGUCAAGUUCUUUUCUAAUCUAAUCUACAAAUUAAAUUCAUCAACCUAUUUUCAACUAAGUCUUUAACAAACAACAACUCAUCAACAUAUAAAAAGCUACAAAGGCACAAUAUUACAAAAUCAAUAAUAUGAUUUUUUUUUUUUUAUUUUUAGUAGCAAACUAGUCCAAACAGAGUAGACGAUAAAUAAUUCAUUGACAUGUCAGAAGUGACACGUGGUAUUUAUGAAGGAAGGCGUAGAUGAGAAGGAAUAAUCUGUCUAUAUAUAGCAUUGUCUAUAGAGAAAUGAAAUAAUAAUUAAUACUCCAAUCUAAUUCCCCUCUCUUCUUAAUCAAACUGUAAUUACCCAAAAAUCACACUUGUUUUUGUUUGAAGUUUGAGAAAGAAAUAAGAAGGGAGGAAAAAAAAUGUCAGACAGCACAGCAACUUGCAUAGAUAUUAUACUGGCCAUCAUCUUGCCUCCUCUUGGUGUUUUCUUAAAGUAUGGAUGCAAGAUGGAGUUUUGGAUCUCAGUGUUGCUGACAAUAUUGGGAUAUAUCCCAGGGAUAAUAUACGCUAUUUGGGUCAUCACUAAGUGAUCACUAUGCCCUCUUGUGUAUGUGGAAAUAUCUGCCUGAUGAAUGAUGAUGAAAAUAAAAGCUACAAUUUCAUUUAUAGUUUGAUUGGUGUCAUUGGAUGUUAGGUGUCAACCAUUGAUUACAUUUAUUGUCAUGUAUUUAUCAAUUACACAAUUAUAUCCACCCACUCUUUAUUUUUCAGUCUUGUGUGGAAAAAUUAUGUUUUUAUUUUGUAAUGUAUGAAUUGAAAUUUGUCAAGUGUUAUUUGAUGAUGUAAUUACACAAAAUUAAUUGUUUGAUCUUCGA